UGCCUUAAUUUGAGGUCCUUGGAGCCUUUCAGGACACAUUUUUGGCAUCACAUUCAUUAAAUAGUCAUAGUCCUUAAUACGAAAAGCACACUGUCUCUCACUUCCUCCUACUGCCGAAGUGGUCUAAAUCAAGCACUCUGAAGAAAGAUCAAAAAAAUGAAGUUACUUGGUUGGAUGCAUCGCAAGUUCCGGGCCAAUGAACCACUGAAGGAUUUUAGCAUAGGGAAUUCUUGUACUUGUCUUUCAGGGCAGCCAUCAUUGGAUGACCAACAGUACUACCCAAAGUUAGUACUGGGAGAAACAGUCAUGUUAGUACUGGAAGACAGUUAUGUUAGUACUGGAAGAAGCAGCCAUGGUAGCACCAUUACACUUAGCGGAAAGCCAUUGGAAGGCACAGAGACCAGUGGAAAUGGAACAACAAUCUGUCCACUCCAGGGCUAUCUGUUUGGAUCAGCAAUUGAGUUGCCAGAAACAACCACAGUGGUAAAGAAGGAACAUAGAACAUCGCUCGGGGAGCUAUUUCAGAGGACAAAAAUAGCAGAGGAAAAUUAUGUAGCCAAAAGCGAGAGGGGAGAAAAACGGACAGAAAAGGAGACAGAUAAAUCAGCCAUACACCUUAUGAAAAAGAUGCUGAAGAAAAGAAUGGUUCAUGGUUCUUCUCGGAGCUCCACCACAUCGACUGGGGGAAAUGUUGACUCUGCUUCAUCUGAGACAAAACUGCAUAAGACAGAUAUAGGAAUAGAAGCUGAGCUGGAUCUGAAGCUGCAGCUGUGAGAUGGGCGUGAGUGCUGCUGAUAUGGUGGUGGCAUUGAUGCCUUAGACUGUAGCAGCAUAAGCUGUGACUU
Molecule: messenger RNA, 845 nt
Organism: Camellia sinensis
Lineage: Eukaryota; Viridiplantae; Streptophyta; Magnoliopsida; Ericales; Theaceae
Source: RefSeq, a predicted model, not a curated record